This is a messenger RNA of Trichosurus vulpecula (common brushtail), 5772 nucleotides long. RefSeq names its product GRB10 interacting GYF protein 1 (gene GIGYF1). Lineage: Eukaryota; Metazoa; Chordata; Mammalia; Diprotodontia; Phalangeridae. Gene Ontology annotation, molecular function: protein binding. The record is from RefSeq and is a predicted model, not a curated record. Gene Ontology annotation, biological process: insulin-like growth factor receptor signaling pathway. The coding region runs from base 575 to 3640 and encodes 1021 amino acids. The transcript has 27 exons.
GUUCCCUCGUCACGUGGCGCAAGGCGGGCAGCCAUCUUGCUACAAACACAAACACUGAGGAGCGGCUGCAGCGGGAGCGCCAGCGCGCGCCGCCCCCCCUUCGCCUCCCUCCCCCUCCCCCCUCGCCGGCCAGUCUGCCGCGCGCCCUAGCCUCGCUCCACCAACGCCCCGGAACUGGAGCCCGAGCCUGGCGCAGCUUGCCCGGGAUCGCCCGCCCGCCCACCAGCGGAACUUUUCCCAGAUGUGAAGGGCCCCUGGUCACCAUUAUACUAAGGACCAUAUCUGAUAACUGGUGACCCCUGGCUCAGCCCGUUACACCAGCCUCUGCCUGAAGAGAGCCAUCUCCUCUGUUCCCUGUCCCCAGGUAUCUGGGGGACAGAUUGCCAGGUUAUCCUCCUAGAUUGGUUUAUCUCUUGGCAUCUUAUGUUGUGAAUGGCCCUGAACAAGUGUCUAUAAUCCAGUGUGCCAUCUUCCUUCCUCGUUUGGAUAUCAGGUGUCAAGCCUUCGCCUUCCUGUCACACUGUUCCCAUUUCCUCCCAACUUCCUGCCUUCAGGAAACUCAAGCAGCUUCACAAUGGCAGCAGAAACUCUCAACUUUGGGCCAGAAUGGCUUCGAGCACUGUCAAGUGGCAGUAGUGUGAUCUCCCCACCUCCUUCCCCUGCCAUGCCUAAAUAUAAGCUGGCUGAGUAUCGUUAUGGGCGUGAGGAGAUGCUGGCACUCUAUGUCAAGGAGAAUAAGAUCCCAGAUGAACUGCAGGACAAAGAAUUUGCUGCAGUGUUACAAGAGGAACCACUGCAGCCAUUGGCAUUGGAGCCUGUGACAGAAGAAGAGCAGAGAAACUUCUCCCUGUCAGUGAACAGUGUGGCUGUGCUGAGGCUGAUGGGGAAGGGGGCUGGCCCCCCCCCAGGUGGUAUCUCUCGUGGCAGAGGCAGCACAAGGAGCCGAGGCCGGGGCAGAGGUGAUAGUGGCUUUUACCAAAGAAGCAUUGAAGAAGGAGAUGGAGCUUUUGGACGAAGUCCUCGGGAGAUCCAGCGCAGCCAGAGCUGGGACGAUAGAGGCGAGAGGCGGUUUGAGAAGUCAACAAGGAGAGAUGGAGUACGUUCUGGGUUUGAGGAGGGUGGAUCAGGACCCCGGAAGGAACAUGCUCGCUCAGACAGUGAGAAUUGGCGUUCUCUACGGGAGGACCAAGAAGAGGAAGAUGAGGGUAGCUGGCGACUUGGGGCAGGUCCCCGUCGAGAUGGAGAAAGAUGGCGUUCCACCAGUCCUGAUGGUGGACCCCGAUCUGCUGGCUGGCGGGAGCAUGGGGAGAGGAGAAGAAAAUUUGAGUUUGAGUUGCGAGGGGAACGGGGUGGGGGUGUCGAGGAAGAGGGGCGGGGUGGGGGAGGCUCCCACCCCCGGAGGUCUCGGGGCCCUGAUGGCUUUGAUGAUGACAAGGAUGGACUCCCUGAAUGGUGUCUGGAGGAUGAAGAUGAAGAAAUGGGCACCUUUGACUCAUCUGGGGCCUUCUUGCCCCUUAAGAAGGGUCCCAAGGAGCCAAUCCCUGAGGAACAAGAGCUAGACUUCCAGGGUCUAGAAGAAGAGGAAGAGGAGAAGUUGGAUAGGCAGAAUGGAGAGGGAACUGAGUCAGGCAUGGAGCCAGGCCCACUACCCAUCCAAGAGGAGAAAAUGCAUCCUCCAUCCCCCCUGCCUACUCUGGAUCCUCUCUGGAGACCUGAUGGAGAAGGGGAUGAGGCUGUUGAGAAAGAUCUUCCAGUGUUUGAAGGGGAUGAAACUAGGGUGAACCCUGAGGCUGGCUCACCACCUGGUUCUCCUGGAGACACAGAAGAUGAUGAGGGCAUGAAACAUCUGCAGCAGGAAGCAGAAAAGCUGGUAGCAUCACUACAGGAUAGCUCCCUAGAGGAGGAACAGUUCACAGCUGCCAUGCAGGGCCAAGGACUUCGGCACUCAGCUGCUGCCGCUGCUCUUCCGCUCAGCCAUGGGGCUGCCCGAAAGUGGUUCUACAAAGACCCACAGGGAGAGAUUCAAGGUCCCUUCACAACACAGGAGAUGGCAGAAUGGUUUCAAGCUGGCUAUUUCUCCAUGGCAUUGCUGGUGAAACGGGGCUGUGACGAAGGUUUCCAACCACUGGGUGAGGUUAUCAAGAUGUGGGGGCGUGUGCCCUUUGCCCCAGGACCCUCACCUCCCCCGCUGCUGGGAAACAUGGAUCAGGAGCGGCUGAAGAAGCAACAGGAGUUAGCAACAGCUGCACUGUACCAGCAGCUGCAGCACCAGCAGUUCCUUCAGCUCAUCAACAGCCGCCAGUUCCCACAGUGUGCACUCCAGCAAAAGGCAGCUAUGGGAGACCUGACGCCUCAGCAGCAGCAACAGCUCACUGUGUUUCUGCAGCAGCUACAGGCUCUCAAACCCAGAGGUGGGGACCAGAACCUCCUUCCAACGAUAAAUCGUUCCUUGUCGGUGCCAGAUUCAGGCACCCUCUGGGAUCUGCAUACCUCAGCUUCAUCACAGUCAGGUGGUGAGGCCAGUUUGUGGGACAUACCAAUUAACUCUUCGACUCAGGGUCCAAUUCUAGAACAACUCCAGCUGCAACAUAAACUCCAGGAGCGGAGAGACGUGGAACUCAGGGCAAAACGAGAGGAGGAGGAACGGAAACGCCGGGAAGAAAAGCGGAGGCAGCAGCAGGAGGAACAGAAGAGGAGGCAGGAAGAAGAGGAGCUGUAUCGGCGCAAGCAGGUUCGGCAGCAGGAACUGCUCCUAAAGCUGUUGCAGCAGCAGCAGGCAGUGCCUCCAUCACCAGGCUCCCCUCCUCCACUCUGGGCAGGCCUGGCAAAACAAGGCCUCUCGAUGAAAACCCUGUUGGAGCUACAGCUGGAGGGUGAUCGGCAGUUGCACAAGCAGCAACAUCGGGAGCCUCCUCGAGCCCAAGCCCCAGCCCAACGGGCGCAUGGGGGCCUGGGCAGCGCCCCUCUAUCCCAGUGGGUGGCAGAGGCAGGACCCCUAUGGGGUGGGCUAGAGAAGAGCGGGGGCAGUGGAAGUCUGGGGCUCUGGGAGGAAACACUCAAGGGCAGCAGCAACCUGGCCAGGAGCCUGGGCCUCAAGAACAGCCGAAGCAGUCCUUUGCUCAGCGAUUCCUACGGCCACCCUUCUGGCCGACCUGGGCGAAAGAAGACAGAUGAGGAAGAGAAGUUGCUGAAGCUGUUGCAGGGCAUUCCUAAGCCCCAGGACGGCUUCACCCAGUGGUGUGAGCAGAUGCUUCACACGCUGAGCACCACUGGGAGCCUAGAUGUGCCCAUGGCUGUGGCGAUCCUGAAAGAGGUGGAAUCUCCCUAUGAUGUCCAUGAUUACAUCCGGUCCUGUCUAGGGGACACAUUGGAAGCCAAAGAGUUUGCCAAACAAUUCUUAGAGCGAAGGGCCAAGAAUAAGGCUAGUCAGCAACGGCAGCAGCAGCAGCAGCAGCAGGAGGCAUGGCUCAAUACAAGCUCCUUACAAGCUGCUUUCCAAACCAAUCACAACACGAAGCUGGGCCCCGCAGAGGGCAGCAAGGCCAAGAGGAGAGCACUGAUGCUGCAUGCAGACCCCAGCAUCCUGGGCUACUCCCUGCAUGGAUCCCCCAGUGAGAUCGAGAGUGUGGAGGACUACUGAACAGCCAGCCCCCCAGCCCCACCUGAGGGUGGGGAAGGAGGUGGCAUAGAUACCUGGGACCCUGAGCCUGGCCAGGUUCCCCCUGGAUAGGGGGAAGGCAGAAGCUGGAGGAAAAAGAGGCAGAGUCCUCAGCACUUGUUACAAACCACAUGAUGCACCUUAACUCACCCACCACGAGGCACUUUACAGAUUGGGGGGAGGGGGGGGGGCUGGGGGAGAGGGAUUUUUUUUUUAUUAAAACCUGAAGAAAAUGUUAAAAAAAAAACAACCUAGACUUCCCCCUCCCCUCCCAGCACCCUUUCUCCCCAUUGGGGGUUGAUGGGUUUGGGAUCUGAUUGGGGUGGUAAUGGAGUCCCAAGGGUCCCUUUUUUAAAAAUGAUGAGAGGGGAGGGUGGGUUCUGAUUAAAAAACAAAACACUGUUAUUUGGGGGUGAUAAGGGAACUAAGACCCAGGGACCUGCCUAGUCCAUGUUCCUCCUCCCCUAGGCUGUACUUAGCCUUUGCUACCCCAUACACCAGCCCUCUGUGUAACUGGAAGCUUGGGCAAGAACAGUUUGCACAGUAGGGUCUCCUUUGACUAUUGGACCCACUGUGAACUGCUUGGGGUGGUUCCUGUGAUUGUUGCUGAUGUUUCUGGGGAGCAGGGGCUGAGGAAGCCACCCCUGCUCUGCUGCUUUAGGGGUAAGUUGCACAAAUCUGAUGGGCCCACCAGCCUGUUCCCCUUGGCUGGGUAAGUAGGAAUGGGGCCUUGUGUCAGUGUUAGCCCUGUUAAGGGAGCAACAAGCAGUGGCCCAAGUUGAGGGGCUUUCUUCCAUCUGCCAUUUGGGGUGGGGGGAGGGACUAGUGCUGGGUAACCCAGUUCCCCAGUCCCCCAUAUGAAUGUAUUUUUUGGGACAUGGCACCUAUGCCCUAUGCCCUACUCAGUUUUUGGCAGAAGGAAUAGGAAAUGGACAACCCUCUCCAGCAGCUGCCCUCCCUUUGAGGUAGAAGAGAAGGAACCCAGGGAAAGGCAGCUUGGAGAUGGGGUUUGGGGGCGGGGGGAGGGUUAGAGGUGUGCUUCACACAACUUAAAUUUGACCAAAUUGGAGAGGAACAAAUGGUCUCUCUCUGCUCCCCUCUCCCUUUUACAAAUACUGUGAUGGGGGAGGGGGGAGGAUAUUAAGAAGACACGUCUGUCUGUCUUGUGUAAGGGGAGGUUGGGAUUAUUUUUUUCUUUUAUCAUCCAAUUGAUACCAUCUGGGUUUCUUACAUUGUCUCCCCAACAUUAUCCACACUGCUCUCAACCCCCCAGAGUGCACAGUAUUAGGCUAGGGUUCUGCCUCUACCUCCCCCUCAUGAAUGUACUUGUUCCCCUACCCUGGGGGAGGAGGGGAGGGGGAAGAGCAACAUUACCCCCUUGGAUCCCAUAUUUUUUUAUUUUAUUUUUGCACCAAAGUGGCAACUGGUUCAGAGUUGGUCAUGGCCUUGGGUGGGGGAGGCUCCCCUACUUGCUUCCCCUUGGCUUCUUCAACAGUGUUAGUGUCUGUGUAAUACUCUCUAAAGCAAUAAUGGGGAUGGGGGGGAAUGUUUGUUUUUUUUUUUUGGUUGCUGCUGGCCUCCCUGACUCCCCGUUCCCUUCACUCUGCCCCCCUUCUGCCAGUAUUCAGUGGCAUUAGAGGUGGGGGAGGGCUACUAUUGUGACUGAAUGUAACCACCCCCCUGCCACAGCCAGUGUGUGUAGGGAGGCUGAUUAUCCCCUUCCUCGUGUCUUCCCCUCCCCUCCCCCAGCGGAAGAGACUUUGAACUUAGGGGACCCUUGAGCCUGGAGUGGCCUUAACCCUGUGAGGAAGCUGGAGGGAGGGAACCCCACCCCCAACCCCCUUUCUGAGAGUGGUCAAUGUUUACAAAUCUCUGAGCCCCUCAGCCCAGGGACUCUGUACCCUGUUUCCAUCCUAUUUCCCCCUACCACCUCCCACAAAUGGGUCUUCCUGGGCCCUGGCUGCUCCCUCUUUCCUGGGGCGGGGCAAGGGAGGGGCCAGUCUGUUUGGUCUGCCUUUUUGCCCAUACCCCAAAUUCCAUGUGACAAUACCCCUCACCUCCCCCAUGUAAAUACCCAUCCCACCCCUAAAUAAAACUUAGUGUGUGUUCUCCCC